Molecule: messenger RNA, 1485 nt
Organism: Cotesia congregata
Lineage: Eukaryota; Metazoa; Arthropoda; Insecta; Hymenoptera; Braconidae
Source: the annotation of a GenBank genome assembly
AUGCGCUUGUUUAAUUUUUUUUCGUGCUCCGCACGCAGUGAAAAUGAUAUUGUUCCCGAAAAAGGUAACAAAGAAAUUGAAAGUCAAAGGUGUGCACCUGAAAAAGGAAGUCAAUGGUUACAGUUUAUCGCAGCAAUCAGUGCUUGCCUAGCAGUUAUUGCCUGUGGAGGUCAUCUCGGGUGGACAUCUCCAGCUUUGCCUCAUCUGACAGACCCAAGCACCCAAGGCUCGAUAACCAAGAGUCAAGGUUCGUGGGUGAUGACCUUGUACACAGGUGGUGCAAUAAUCGGGUCACUGAUAAGUCCCGUGAGCAUAGAUCGGAUUGGACGAAAAUAUUCGCUUCUACUACUGGCUUUUCCCCAGCUUGUUGGCUGGUGCCUCAUUAUCUUUGCCAGCAACGUUAAAAUGCUGUACGCUGCACGGUUAAUUGCUGGAAUUGGACACGGUGGUAUUUAUAAUGUCACGGUAAUUUAUCUCGCGGAAAUAGCGGAUAAAAAUAUUCGGGGUGCUCUGGGGACAUUUUUGAAAAUGUCGACAAAUGUGGGGACACUAUUCGUGACAGCAAUAGGGGCUUAUUUGCCGUACUGGCAGCUGAAUCUAAUUUCACUUUCAAUACCGCUGUUGUUUAUAAUGGUCUUUGUGUUUAUGCCAGAGACGCCGUACUUUUAUUUAAUUAGAAAUCGAGUGGCCGACGCGGAGAAAAGUUUGAUGGUCCUCAGGAGAUUGAAGAAUCGAGAGAGUGUGAGGGAGGACAUUGAAGUGAUGAGAAGUGCCGUCGAGGAGGGCAAGAGGUCAAAGAAAAAUUUAUUUUUGGAAUUAGUGAGGACUCGUGGUAAUAGGAGGGCAUUGUUGAUACUAUUGGGGCUUAAAGCGACUCAACAGUUUUCGGGACAUAUAGUUGUAGUGGCUUACACUCAAGAGAUAUUUGCUCUAAGUGGCUCGGAUUUGCCGGCAGCGCAGGCAGUAGUUGUCCUCGGAGUAUUUCAGCUGGUAGCUGGGAUCCUUGCUGCGGCUCUUGUUGAUCGGCUUGGCAGAAGAAUUCUGAUGCUUACCUCUGGUCUGUCAUCCUCACUAGCCCUGAUCGCGGUUGGUGUCUUCUUCUUCCUUCAGUACAAACUUCAGAUGGACGUAUCAUCGAUAACCUGGCUGCCACUCGUGGCUCUGAUUGCUUACGACGUAAUGGAAGUUUUUGGUAUCGGUACUCUGCCCUACGUUCUCCUGGGUGAGUUGUUUCCGACGAAUGUUAAAGGAACUGCUGUCGGAAGUGGUAUCUUAGUCGGGGCAGCCUUUGCUACACUCGUUGGUCUUAGUUUUCGAGCAAUGAACAGCGCAUUCGGAAUCCAUUGGACAUUUUGGAUUUUUGCCAUCUGUUGUACCCUGGGUACUCUCUUUGUGUAUUUUAUUAUGCCUGAAACGAAAGGAAAAUCAUUGGAAGAGAUCCAGCAGGAGUUGAAUCCGAAAAAAAAGUUUACGAGCAAACAUUGA